Molecule: messenger RNA, 939 nt
Organism: Spea bombifrons (plains spadefoot toad)
Lineage: Eukaryota; Metazoa; Chordata; Amphibia; Anura; Pelobatidae
Product: olfactory receptor 11L1-like
Exons: 1
Coding region: 1-939 (312 amino acids)
Biological process (GO): G protein-coupled receptor signaling pathway
Cellular component (GO): membrane
Molecular function (GO): G protein-coupled receptor activity; olfactory receptor activity
Source: RefSeq, a predicted model, not a curated record
AUGUUUGCAAGAAAUCAUACAAAAGAAGUGUUGAUGAUUCUGCUUUUGGGUUUUCAAACUCCACAGAUUUGGAACUCUGUUCUGGUCCUUCUGUUCCUUGUGAUGUUCAUCUUGACGUUAGUCGGGAACCUGCUGAUUAUUAUAUUGGUUGCAAGGUUUCAGAGUCUGAAGUCUCCCAUGUAUUUCUUCCUCACUCAGUUAUCGGUAUGCGACAUGGUGCUUUCAACAAUCAUAGUCCCCAACAUGCUUGAUGUUAUAAGUAAUGGAGGACGCAGAAUAUCCAUAACUGGCUGCAUCACUCAGUUUUUUUUCUAUUGUGUAUCAGAAGCCACAGAGUGUUUCCUUCUCACGGUGAUGUCCUAUGACCGGUAUUUGGCCAUUUGUUCCCCGCUGCAUUACACCUCCAUCAUGGGUUAUAGACUUUGUUUCCAACUUAUCCUUUUGUCCUGGAGUUUAUCAUUCAUAUUAACAUUUAUCAUGGUACCCUUGGUUUCUGUUAUACGGUUCUGUGGUCAUGUAAUUGACCAUUACUUCUGUGAUCUGGAUCCUCUACUAGAGUUGUCUUGUACAAAACAUACUGUUGCUGAAUUUGUAGACCUUAUCAUAGCCAUUCCUUCUGUGACUGUCCCUUUUUUCUUUGUUAUUUUUACAUAUGUUUCCAUAUUUAUCACCAUCCUUAGAAUCACCUCCAGCAGUGGGAGGCAAAAAGCCUUCUCCACCUGCAGCUCGCACAUCACUGUAGUGUGCGCCUACUAUGGGACUGCAAUAACGAUUUACAUAGCUCCUUCUCGAUGGCAAUCCUUCAAUAUCAAGAAGGCAGUGUCUCUUCUCUAUACGGUGAUCUGCCCGUUUGUCAACCCAAUUAUAUACAGUCUUAGGAAUCAGGAUCUAAAACGACAUUUGAAAAGGAUUCUAUCAAACACCCAAGGAAGAUUUUAG